Messenger RNA from Suillus fuscotomentosus, 1727 nucleotides. RefSeq names its product permease for cytosine/purines, uracil, thiamine, allantoin-domain-containing protein. Gene Ontology annotation, biological process: transmembrane transport; nucleobase transport. Gene Ontology annotation, cellular component: plasma membrane. Gene Ontology annotation, molecular function: nucleobase transmembrane transporter activity. The transcript has 15 exons. The coding region runs from base 117 to 1670 and encodes 517 amino acids. The record is from RefSeq and is a predicted model, not a curated record. NCBI's taxonomy places the organism in Eukaryota, Fungi, Basidiomycota, Agaricomycetes, Boletales, Suillaceae.
AAACAGAGGGCCAUUUUGGAGGAUCUUGACGCAUAGGGAGGAGCUGCCGGUGAGUCGUGACCGCCUGGUAGCCCAAGAUAUCAUGUGAAAAUGGUGCCGCGUGAGUGGCGUUAGCCAUGCAUGAUAAGCAUCGGGUUAAAGAACUGAUCGUCCAAAGCUUCGAAGUCACUCGUGACUCCAACCUCACCAUUACCGAGCAGCUCGUUGCCAACUAUGAUUUGCUGCCUUGGCGUGCAUACAACUACAUUGCCUUCUGGACGGCGGACACGUUCAACAUAAACAUGUGGAUGAUCGUAUCGUCCAUGAUCCAACUAGGGAUGUCGUGGUGGCAAGCCUGGAUAUGCACCUGGCUUGGUUAUGGCGUUAUCGCACCUUUCCUUGUCCUGAAUGCACGUCCUGGUGCUAUCUUCCAUGUGAUGUUUCCAAUCGUGAAUCGCACGAGCUUCGGGAUGUUUGGGAGUCUGUGGUGUGUCUUUAAUCGCGCCGCUAUGGCAUGCAUAUGGUAUGGCGUCCAGGCGAGCAUCGGAGGUUCCUGUGUGCUCGUAAUGCUCAGAGCAAUGUGGCCUAGCAUAUAUGACCUGCAUUUCCUAUGCUUCUUCCUCUUCUGGCUCAUUUCGCUGCCGAUCAUUUGGUUCCCUGUGCACAAGGACACCUCAAUCACAUUUCUCAUAUGGUGCAUUGUGAAAGCUCAUGGAAUCGGUCCGGUCAUGCAUCAACCUUCUACACUGCACGGAUCAGAGCUGGGCUGGGCUAUGGUGGUCAGUUCGAUGUCAUGCAUCAGUAACAAGGUAACCCUGGUCACCAACGCACCGGAUUUUGCCUCCCGCGCUCGCACCUCAUCCGCCGCGCUAUACCCACAAUUGUUUGCGAUUCCUCUAAGUGCGGCGUUUGUAAGUUUGAUCGGAAUCCUUGUGAGCUCGUCGUCGCAGGCAAUUUACGGGACAGCCAUUUGGUCACCCAUCGAUCUGUUGGGAAAUUUCUUGAACGACAAUCCGUCGAAAGCGACGAGAUUCGGGGUAUGGUUUAUCUCAGCAUCAUUCAUGCUUGCACAGGUGACCACGAACAUCUGCGCAAAUUCAGUGUCGGCAGGAUGCGAUUUGACCGCACUGUUCCCUCGUUUUAUUAACAUCCGACGUGGCGGGUAUAUCGCUGCUACCGUUGGUUUCGCCAUGUGUCCAUGGAACCUCCUGAAAAAUAGUAAUGAGUUCACUUCUUACCUCUCCGCAUAUUCAGUGUUCCUGAGCUCCAUUGCUGGGGUGAUGGUGACGGAAUACUACGUCGUCCGCAAGGGUCAUUAUAACGUGAAGGACCUCUAUAACACCGAAAGGGGCAGCUGGUACUGGUACACGUAUGGGAUCAACUUCCGGGCAUACACCGCAUAUAUUUCCGGGAUCCUUAUUAACGCUGUCGGUUUCGCUGGAGCCACAGGGCGCACGGUCCCUCUAGCAGCUACUCGGAUAUAUGAGUUGUCGUUCUUUACGGGCUUCGGAGUUUCUGCAAUUGUCUAUUGGGCUUUGAAUCGCGCCUUCCCGGUAAUCGGUGCCGCUGACACGUUCGAGGAAAUCGACGUAUCUGGAUAUGAACGUACGGCACGUAGUUUACGGGAUGUUGAGGAAGUGGACGACGAGACAAAGGACGGGGGAUCAGAUCAUUCUGCGAGCAAAAGAUAAGGUGCUUGCCAGACUCUGUACAAAUACCAUAAAUAGCAACAAGAUAACAUGAUGUCA